AUGGAAUCGAAGCGCAAAGCAAACGGGGCUGCCAGCCCAGACUACGAUGACCGCGCUGCGAAGCGUCGCAAAGUCGUUGAGUCAUACGACCUCUCAAAGGGCGAGACCCAGGAGUCGACAACAGCCUAUGGCCUGAGCCUGCUCGAUCAAAUCCGUCGCACAUCGGACAAGAGCGGGCGACGUGUAGCAGGCUACUUCGAAACUCUGCCACCUCGCCAAGGCAACGAGGAAUACUACGCGCGCACGCGCAUGCCCAUUUCCUUCGAGACAAUUGAAGAGAAAUUACAAAAUGGCGACUUCCAGAACCUGUCCGAGCUCGAGAGCUACCUCAAGCGCAUGAUCACCAAUGCCAAGGAGUGGUUUCACAAGUCCUCUUCCGAAUUCGACGACGCGGAACGUGUUCGCAAGGCUGUCAGUAACUACAUGACGAAGAACAAUCCCGCGUACCAGAAUAGGAACUACCAGGCGGUGGCCACGCCUCUGCCUGAAGAUGGCGCAAUGUCGACAACCCCUCUCAAAAGCGAGCUGGCAGUAGCGAAGACAGAAGGAGCUGCCGAUGAUGUCGAAGAUGAUGCAGACGAUGGUGAAGAGAACGGCACAGAAACACCCCGAAAGCUGCCACCUGCGAAACCCGAUCACCAGUACGAAGACGUCCCAUACAAGGGUCUGAACUUCCAGCAAGCACAAGAGAAGAUUGUCGAGGAGGGUCUGCGACACAGCACCGAAGAUUAUGACGGCCCCUAUUUCGAGCCGUUCAUCAAUUUGCCUCCGCGCUCCCUCAAGGAUUAUUACUCGAUGAUCAAGGAGCCCAUGUGCCUCAAAAAGCUCCAAAAACUCGUCAGGGGUGUCCAAGGCCGAAAUGACGUGACAGGCGUGACCGAACUCAAGAGCUGGGCGCAGUUUGAAGAAAAGGCCAAGCUGCUGUGGACAAAUGCAUACUACUACAACGAGGACGGCAGCGAUAUCUUUGUGCUCGCGCAAGAGCUCGAAACGUUUCUGAAAAAAGAAAUCAAAGAGGCCAAAGCUCAUGCCUCCGAACCUUCGCAGCCGAAGAUCAAGCUCAAGGUUGGGAAUCAGCAGUCAGAGCCGCCAUCCAACAGGAAGAUUACGCUGAACGUCGGCAACAGCCGGGGCGUCUCGACCGACUCACCUGUGCCUAACGCGACCGCUUCUCCCGCUCCUGUGCCGGAAGUCAAUGGCACAGGACAAGUACAACCAUCAUUGGCAGUACCUGAGAAAACUCGAAGUGUCUCGGUGGCGGCUCCUUCGCCCAGUCCGUCCGUGGCCCCGACUUCCAAAGGCGAAGAAACGCGCGUGUCACCGUCCGUCCGCCCGCCUAGUGCGACGCCAGCGUACGCAACGCCGGGGCCACCCAGGCCAGGGCCACACCCACCAGUGCCUGCCCAGCCUCAGUUCCAACCUUUGCCCGCUCCGCCCAUGGAGCAGAAGCGGUUGAGACUUCCAGGGAAGGGUCAAGCCGAUGCGUUGAUCUCCCAGAUGCGUCUGCUAUUUCACCGAAGCAGUGGUGGCGAGCCAACAGCGACCACAGUCAUGCCAGACCGCAAAGAGAUGCAGCAGUCUGCUACAGUCAACCUACCAGCUGACAGCAACCGCAUGACCAUGACCAUCACACUUCCAGAGCUCCUGCAAGAACGCCAUUAUAGCCUGUGGGCCAUGUUCGAUCGCCAUAACCUCAAGUGCUCGACGCCGUACGACCCGCAGCAAGCUUAUGGUGAUCGUGUUUUCGAAGCCAUGCUACAUCAAGGCCUGAAUGUGAUCGAGGUGCAUCUUAUUGCCGCGAUUCCAAAGCAUGAGCGCCUUCCCGGGGGCCCGGACACCGAACUGGAAAUUUUCACAGUGUACGCGAAUGUGAUGCGGAAUUAG
Molecule: messenger RNA, 1884 nt
Organism: Emericellopsis cladophorae
Lineage: Eukaryota; Fungi; Ascomycota; Sordariomycetes; Hypocreales; Bionectriaceae
Product: Protein polybromo-like protein
Exons: 6
Coding region: 1-1884 (627 amino acids)
Biological process (GO): chromatin remodeling
Cellular component (GO): RSC-type complex
Molecular function (GO): protein binding
Source: RefSeq, a predicted model, not a curated record